Molecule: messenger RNA, 1071 nt
Organism: Trypanosoma grayi
Lineage: Eukaryota; Euglenozoa; Kinetoplastea; Trypanosomatida; Trypanosomatidae
Exons: 1
Coding region: 1-1071 (356 amino acids)
Source: RefSeq, a predicted model, not a curated record
AUGCCGUUAAGCCGGUGUAAUUCGGCAGUGGGGAGCAACCUCAACGCCAACAGCGGAGGCGGCACCAAUGCCAACGCCAAUGCUAAUGCUGGUGCGAACACCAACACCAACAGCGGCAGUGGCAGCAGUAACAACAACAACAACAACGGCAACACCACACACAAGGUUCUUGACAGCGCACCCUCCGCGUCCAGCCGAUCCCCCACGCCAGCCUUGCUUAACCCUAUUGUUGGCGGUGACAGCCCCGGGCCGAUGACUUUAGACGUCGCGCGGCAGCUCUCCUCAACAGUAGACACGCCCAACUUUGGCCACAACGGCAUCAGCGGCAUUGGGGAUUGGACGCUGACACCAUCGAGUCUAUCGCUGCAGCUCCCAUGCUAUGCGACGUCUCCCAGGACAGGGAUCAUGCGGGAGCCAUCGCUUGUUUCGUCCACCUCACAGCGGUACUGCCAUGACCCGUACUCCCUCAGCGGCUCGCAGCGGCUCAGCCCGCAAUCGCAUCCCAUCAGCACCACGGUGUCGCCGCACAACUGCGCCCUCUCGCCGCUGGCGAUAGGCCUGUUUGACGAAAACGCAACAGGCCCACUGACGAUCACGACCAUCGCGCCCGCAGUGCCAAAAGAGCGGAACGAGCCGCGUAGCCGCCGCAAAGGCCGUCCGGGAGAACACGCACGCAACACGAAGCCGCUGGCGGACGUGCCGCCGCCGACGACGAUGCGCUACCUGCCGCCACCGCCGCCCUGUGCGGACAGCGUCUCGCAGGGUAUCCUCUCGCCCGAUGCGCUACACCGCAUCGGGCAGCGGUGGUAUGAGCGCACGGCGGCAGCGGAGAGCAGCUACCUCUGGCGUAUUCCGUCCACACUGUGGGUCCACACCUUCUCGGUCCAAGUGGCGCAACAACAACAUCAGCCGUUCAUCACGGCGCGGCCGACGCUUGGGUGCCCCCGCAUGGAGCUGCAGCCGAACUACCCACUGUGGCAGUGGCUUGGUGAUGCGGAGCAGUGGUGGGAGACGAUGAUCCGCCCGCUCACAGGGGCGCACGUGCUGCCUCCGCCACCUUACAUCUACUGA